AGCAUCGGUCGUUGCAUUUCGCAUAUCGAGUACUAACUCAACAUUUCUUUGCAUCUUCAAACCCCACCCUCUUUCUCUCUCACCAUUUACAGAGGUUGCUAUCAUUGGAGCAGAACCUCCCUCUGGAUCUUAAUCUAAAUCGACACUCGAAGGCCUUCAAAUCUCUCAAUUCGGACGGAGAUUCGGUCUAGUUCUCUCUCUGUUCGAGUUGUCUUGCCGGAUCUCCCACUGGGAUCUUAGGGUUCAGGAUUCAGUCACGGAUUUCCAAUCAAGAGGCUAAAUUUUAAUCUUCAACAAUGCCUCUCAGGCUCGAGAUCAAGAGGAAACUUGCUCAAAGAUCAGAAAGAGUAAAAUCCGUGGAUCUGCAUCCAACAGAGCCAUGGAUCCUCACAAGUUUGUAUUCAGGAACAGUCUGCAUCUGGGAUUACCAGUCUCAGGCUAUGGCAAAAUCCUUUGAGGUUACUGAAUUACCAGUCAGAUCAGCAAAGUUUGUAGCCCGCAAGCAGUGGGUUGUUGCAGGAGCAGAUGACAUGUUUAUCCGUGUGUACAAUUACAAUACAAUGGAUAAAGUCAAAGUAUUUGAGGCACAUACAGAUUACAUUCGGUGUGUGGCUGUCCACCCUACCCUCCCAUAUAUACUUUCAUCUUCUGAUGAUAUGCUUAUUAAGCUUUGGGACUGGGAAAAGAGUUGGUAUUGUACUCAGAUCUUUGAGGGACAUUCCCAUUAUGUCAUGCAAGUGACAAUCAAUCCUAAAGACACCAAUACUUUUGCCAGUGCAUCACUUGAUCGCACCAUAAAGAUAUGGAAUCUUGGGUCUCCUGAUCCUAACUUUACACUAGAUGCCCAUCUCAAAGGAGUGAAUUGUGUGGAUUAUUUCACGGGUGGUGAUAAGCCUUAUCUAAUUACUGGAUCAGAUGAUCACACUGCUAAGGUAUGGGAUUAUCAAACCAAAACUUGUGUUCAGACUUUAGAAGGUCACACACACAAUGUUUCGGCUGUGUGCUUUCACCCUGAGCUGCCAAUAAUAAUCACAGGUUCUGAGGAUGGUACUGUACGUAUAUGGCAUUCAACUACUUAUAGACUUGAGAAUACUUUGAAUUAUGGACUCGAAAGGGUUUGGGCUGUUGGAUACAUGAAAGGUUCACGAAGGAUUGCUAUUGGGUAUGAUGAAGGGACUAUAAUGGUGAAAGUUGGUAGGGAAGAGCCUGUAGCUAGCAUGGAUAACAGUGGAAAAAUUAUAUGGGCUAAACAUAAUGAAAUUCAAACUGUUAACAUUAAGAGUGUGGGAGCUGAUUUUGAGGUCUCCGAUGGAGAGAGGUUGCCUUUAGGAGUUAAAGAAUUGGGAACAUGUGAUCUCUACCCACAAAGCUUGAAACACAACCCAAAUGGGAGGUUUGUUGUUGUGUGUGGUGAUGGUGAAUACAUCAUAUAUACAGCUUUGGCAUGGAGAAACAGAUCCUUUGGGUCUGCAUUGGAGAUUGUUUGGUCAUCUGAUGGUGAAUAUGCUGUUAGAGAGAGCACAACUAAGAUCAAGAUUUUUAACAAAUCUUUUCAGGAAAAAAAGAGUAUCCGACCAACAUUUUCUGCUGAACGCAUAUUGAUUCAAAGGAUUGAUGUCAAUGUCAAGAACCUUUACUGGGCAGACAGUGGUGAUAUGUUAGCAAUUUCCAGUGAUUCAUCAUUCUAUAUAUUACAGUACAAUCAUGAUGUAGUGUCUGCACAUCUAGACAGUGGAAGAUCUGUAGAUGAGCAAGGUAUUGAAGAUUCCUUUAAACUUCUAUAUGAAGUGAGCGAAAGAGUUAGAACUGGAUUGUGGGUUGGUGACUGUUUUAUUUACACUAAUUCUUCAUGGCGACUCAAUUACUGUGUUGGUGGCGAGGUGACCACAAUGUUUCAUUUGGAUCGCCCAAUGUAUCUCCUAGGAUAUCUAGCUAAUCAAAGCAGGGUUUUUCUCAUUGACAAGGAAUUCAAUGUCAUUGGAUAUACAUUGCUGCUCACCUUGAUCGAGUAUAAAACACUUGUGAUGCGUGGCGACCUAGACAAAGCUAGUGCUGUAUUGCCUUCAAUUCCAAAGGAGCAUCAUAACAGUGUUGCUCAUUUCUUGGAGUCACGUGGAAUGAUUGAUGAAGCUUUAGAAGUUGCUACAGAUCCUGAUUAUAGAUUUGAACUGGCCAUUCAGCUUGGUAAACUAGAGAUUGCAAAGGAUAUUGCACUAGUAGCACAAAGUGAGUCAAAAUGGAAGCAGUUGGGUGAAUUAGCUAUGUCUACUGGACUGUUGGAAAUGGCUGAAGAUUGUUUGAAACAUGCAAACGAUUUAAGUGGUCUGCUUUUGCUGUAUUCUUCUCUGGGAGAUGCUGAAGAGAUCGCAAAACUUGCACUUGUUGCAAAAGAAAAUGGAAAAAACAAUGUUGCUUUUGCUUGUCUAUUUAUGCUGGGUAAAUUGGAAGACUGUUUACAGUUGUUGGUGGACAGCAACCGGAUACCCGAGGCUGCUCUGAUGGCACGGUCUUAUCUUCCAAGCAAGGUUUCAGAAAUAGUUGCUCUUUGGAGAAAAGACCUUAACAAGGUUAAUCAGAAAGCAGCAGAAUCAUUAGCAGAUCCUGAAGAGUAUCCAAAUAUGUUUGAGGACUGGCAAAUUGCACUUGAAGUUGAAGAAAGAGCUACAGAAACAAGGAGUAGUUACCCUCCAGCAGAAGAGUAUGUGAAUUAUGUUGAUAGAUCACAUGUGAAUCUUGUGGAUAUUUUUAAACACAUGCAGUUGGAUGAUGAUGAACCACAUGAAAACGGAGAGUUGGAUCAUGAGGAGGGUGUAGAAGGAAACGGAAAUGAAGGGGAAUAUGUUGAUGGUCAAGAAGAAGAAGAAGAAAGUGCAGCAGCUGGAAAUGCAAAUGCAAAUGCAAUGGAUAACGAUUCUUCAGAUGGGGCAGUUUUCCCUAAAAGCAAUUGGUUGGGGCUAAUUUUAUUGCUGUGCUUACACCACGUCACCAAGUCGAUUAAAGAUGUUUCCUGCUUUAUGCAACUUCUUCAGGUACCUGUUCGUGGUGUAAUUUUGGUUCAUAUACCGACCCAAAGGAACGGCGACACAACCGUGAUAACGCAACCUCCCAACACCUCCAAGAAUCAGAAUCUUACUUCAAUCCAGUAG
Messenger RNA from Lactuca saligna, 3146 nucleotides. NCBI's taxonomy places the organism in Eukaryota, Viridiplantae, Streptophyta, Magnoliopsida, Asterales, Asteraceae. The record is from the annotation of a GenBank genome assembly.